Messenger RNA from Lodderomyces orthopsilosis Co 90-125, 465 nucleotides. RefSeq lists its product as uncharacterized. The coding region runs from base 1 to 465 and encodes 154 amino acids. Lineage: Eukaryota; Fungi; Ascomycota; Pichiomycetes; Serinales; Debaryomycetaceae. The record is from RefSeq and is a predicted model, not a curated record. The transcript has a single exon.
AUGGCUAUAUUCGUAAGCUCAAGAAGUAUACCUAUAGGGUAUAGUACGCCUGAGUUUCCAUCAAUCUUUUGGCCCAUAGGGGCCACCAGGCCAUCGUACUUGAAAUCAUUUCUAUACUACUCAUGGGAUAUUUGGAGAUUCACCGUUUUUUGGUCAUUAUUGCUUUCAGGGGGUCUUUAUUUCUGUGUUGGUGUAUUAUCUUGCUGCAGCAGUAUACUUAAUAGUCACAGACACAAUACACUUCACAGUUUUAAGGCUUUUACUUGCGUGUUUAUUUUGGUGUUUUACGUGUUUACUGGGCUAUUAAAGGGAUUCAUAGGAGGUGCAAUCAUUGGAGUUAUCCUUGCUGCUAUAUAUCAAGCUGGAAACUUGACUAUGAGUUGUUGGAUUCCGUUGACAUGGGCAAUUGCACAAAUAUUGUAUGAUAUCGCCUCCUCCUAUCUGAUAAGUUCAGUGAUAUUGUAG